Messenger RNA from Phyllostomus discolor (pale spear-nosed bat), 1567 nucleotides. It is a transcript of the gene HOXA7, whose product is annotated as homeobox A7. NCBI's taxonomy places the organism in Eukaryota, Metazoa, Chordata, Mammalia, Chiroptera, Phyllostomidae. The transcript is spliced from 3 exons. Gene Ontology annotation, molecular function: RNA polymerase II cis-regulatory region sequence-specific DNA binding; DNA-binding transcription factor activity, RNA polymerase II-specific. The coding region runs from base 761 to 1459 and encodes 232 amino acids. Gene Ontology annotation, cellular component: nucleus. The record is from RefSeq and is a predicted model, not a curated record. Gene Ontology annotation, biological process: regulation of transcription by RNA polymerase II; anterior/posterior pattern specification.
GACUUGCCCCUCAGUUCCCCAACCAAGACCGCCAUCAUUCUGUUCUGCCAUAAAGAGCAUCCCGGAUAUUGCCCCCCAUGGCCCCUGUACCUCCAGGGGACACCACCCUGGCCCCACCUGUUCCUGCAGCCCCCAACUUCCCACCCACGCCCUGGGCCAUCCACCAGGCCAGAGCUGAGGCUCCGUUGCAACCGGGUCCGGACCCUCCUGCCACCUUUUGUGCUCCUAGGACCCCCUGAGAGGGUGCGGUGAACGGGGGGCGGGCUGGAGCCCCUGAGAGUGAGGGGAAGCGCUUUGUACAUGAAGAACCAAACUCUAUAAUUUAGAGGAGAAUUUCCGGGGCAAUUCCAUUGUGAGGCCGGGUUUAUGGUGUGCAAUAGAGCUAAGCAGUAAAAGGCGUACUGACCUGUCGGCCAGGCUUCCAGCUCGGCCUGGGCAGUUUAUGAGGCAUUUAGGGGAAGUCCUCACCCCACCGCCCUCCAAGGAGCGGCGAGAAGCGGCCAGGGGCUUUGGCCGUUCCAACCCUGCCCAGGGGUUGGAGGCUUGGGAAGGCUGCUGCGGGCCCCGCAGAGCGAGACCACCUGUGAGGGCUGCGGAGAUUGGCGGAGGCGAUCAUGUGGGCGGUCACGUGCUGCGGCGAGCUCCGUCCAAAAGAAAAUGGGGUUUGGUGUAAAUCUGGGGGUGUAAUGUUAUCAUAUAUCACGCUACCUCGUAAAACCGACACUGAAAGCUGCCGGACAACAAAUCACAGGUCAAAAUUAUGAGUUCUUCGUAUUAUGUGAACGCUCUUUUUAGCAAAUAUACGGCGGGGGCUUCUCUGUUCCAAAAUGCCGAGCCCACUUCUUGCUCCUUUGCGCCCAACUCGCAGAGAAGCGGCUACGGGGCGGGCGCCGGCGCCUUCGCUUCGACCGUACCGGGCUUGUACAAUGUCAACAGCCCCCUGUAUCAGAGCCCUUUCGCGUCCGGCUACGGCCUGGGAGCCGAUGCCUACGGCAACCUGCCUUGUGCCUCCUACGACCAAAACAUCCCCGGACUCUGCAGUGACCUCGCCAAAGGCGCCUGCGACAAGGCGGACGAAGGCGCGCUGCACGGUCCGGCCGAGGCCAAUUUCCGCAUCUACCCCUGGAUGCGGUCUUCAGGGCCUGACAGGAAGCGGGGCCGCCAGACCUACACGCGCUACCAGACGCUGGAGCUGGAGAAGGAGUUCCACUUCAACCGCUACCUGACCCGGCGCCGCCGCAUCGAGAUCGCCCACGCGCUCUGCCUCACCGAGCGCCAGAUCAAGAUCUGGUUCCAGAACCGCCGCAUGAAGUGGAAGAAAGAGCAUAAAGACGAGGGGCCAGCCGCAGCCGCAGCCCCCGAGGGCCCGGCGCCCGCCGCGGCUGCCUCUGCCACUGCGGCGGACAAGGCGGACGACGAGGACGAGGACGAAGAGGACGAGGAGGAGGAGGAGGAAUGAAGGGGGCCCAGCCCGGCCCUUGGCUGCACCAGACAGUCAGGAAAGCGUCUUUAGAGACUCACCGAUUUUAUUUACAAAAGUGGAAAAAUAAAAAGGAAAUGUAAAAAA